Messenger RNA from Solenopsis invicta (red fire ant), 879 nucleotides. RefSeq lists its product as uncharacterized. Gene Ontology annotation, molecular function: DNA binding; site-specific DNA-methyltransferase (adenine-specific) activity. Bases 1 to 879 code for a protein of 292 amino acids. Lineage: Eukaryota; Metazoa; Arthropoda; Insecta; Hymenoptera; Formicidae. The record is from RefSeq and is a predicted model, not a curated record. The transcript has a single exon.
AUGAGGGAAGAUUUAAACUGGUGGCAAAAUAAAACUGUAAUAGGAAAGAAUCCUAUUAGAUUAAAUCAAUUUCAAAUUGAGUUAUCAUCAGAUGCAUCUUUGACUGGGUGGGGAGCUCAUUGUAGAGGUAUGAGCGCUCAUGGCCUCUGGUCCAACGAGGAAAGAAAAUUUAGUAUUAAUUACCUAGAGUUACUAGCAGCCUUUCUGGCAUUGAAGUGUUUCGUAGAAGAUUACUCCAAUUGCGAAAUCUUAAUAAGAAUAGACAACACAUCCGCAAUAGCAUACAUAAAUAAAGCGGGUGGAAUCCAAUUUCCACACCUAAGCGAAUUAUCGCGAAAGAUUUGGAAAUGGUGCGAAGAUAGGAAUCUAUGGAUUUUUGCUUCUUACAUCCCUUCAAAAGAAAACAUUGAAGCGGAUUAUGCAUCACGUAUCGUUAACAUUGACACAGAAUGGGAGUUGAAUCACAAGGUGUUUAAGAAAAUUCUUAAAAAAUUUGGUCCAUUCUCAAUUGAUUUAUUUGCCUCGAGACUAAAUAAGAAAUGCAAAAGAUUUUGCUCAAGAUUUCCUAACCCAGAAGUUACAGUAGUAGAUGCUUUUACAAUGUCAUGGGCAAAUGAAAGAUUCUAUGCUUUUCCUCCCUUUGCAGUUAUUUCUAAAACGUUACGAAAGAUAAUUUUAGACAAAGCAAAAGGUGUUGUAGUUGUACCCAGAUGGCUAGCUCAACAUUGGUACCCUCUAUUUAUGUCAUUGCUAGUGGCUCCACCUUUAAUAUUUAAUCCAGACGAGAAUCUCUUAUUAUCUCCUUGCAGGGAGGUAAAACACCCACUUGCGUCUAAACUUUCACUGAUGGUAGGGAGCUUAUCAGGACAGCGUUUAUAA